Molecule: messenger RNA, 1134 nt
Organism: Eurytemora carolleeae
Lineage: Eukaryota; Metazoa; Arthropoda; Copepoda; Calanoida; Temoridae
Product: P17/29C-like protein DDB_G0287399
Exons: 2
Coding region: 94-1038 (314 amino acids)
Cellular component (GO): extracellular matrix
Source: RefSeq, a predicted model, not a curated record
AAAUAUCCGGCGUUACAGUCCCUGGUUGAGGGGUAUAUAAGCAACAGAUUUAUUCUCUAGACUCACUCCUCUUCAGUUAGUUCAGUCAACAACAUGUAUAAGUUUGUCCUUGUUCUGUUGGCUUCUCCUCUGUGUCUUGGUGCACCCCAAGAGGGAUUUGGUGAUGCUUCUGCUCAGGAGAUCGCAGAAAUCCGUGCCGGUACAUACCUUGAAACAUUUGAUGAGAACCCGCAGUACAGCUUCAACUAUAAAGUGGCUGAUGACACUGAACAGACCUACAUGGCAAUGAAUGAGGACAGGGCCGGUGACCAAGUGACCGGCAGCUACCAAUAUGUUGACCCUCUUGGAUCCCUGAUUAUUGUAUCCUACACUGCAGGACCCAUGGGAUAUACUGAGACAAGAGAAGUUAAGGAAGGAUUUGUCCAGAUCCAGCAAAGACCAGCCAAGCAGUCUUCAUCAAGCUCUUCUUCCUUCAAUGGAGCCAGCAGUGGUUCAUCCUUCAGCGGAUCAAGUGGAUCAUCAUUUAACGGAGGAUCUUCCUUCAACUCAGGAUCAUCCUUCAAUGGAGGAUCUUCCUUUUCUUCCAAUACUGGAUCCUCUUCUUCCUUCUCUUCUGAUGAUAUUGUUAAUGCUGUUGUCUCCCAGGUUCAACCUCUUAUCUCACAAACUGUAUCCUCUGCUGUAUCUGGAUCCAGACGAACAUCUGCUCCUGCUCCUCUUGUUGUUCCUGCAGCUCCCCUCUCCACCACUGUUUUCUCCAACAAUGCCAACUCUGACAGCAUUGUAUCCCAAGUUGUUUCUAACAUUGCACCCCUAGUUUCCCAGACUGUAUCCUCAGCUGUAUCUGGAUCAAACCUUAACUCUGGAUCCAGAUUCCAGGCUAGCCGACCUGCUCCUAUUCCCGCCCCACGUGCCCCCCGUCCCGUCCAAGCAUCAGCUUCUACUUCCAGAAAUGUUGGCUCUGUUUCUGAACUGUUUGGUUCCGGAGGAGACUUCAACGUCAGAUUCAACACUCCUAGCUUUAACAUUGAGUAUUAAACCCAUUGUUUAACUAGACCCUUUUUCAUUCUGGUGGUAACUCAUGUAUUUAUCUAUGUACUGUAAUUAUGAUUAAAUAAAUUAUUGCAAGCUUUA